CUUCGCUAUAUAUACUUACCUCAUUCAACCCAUUUCAAUCAUCUCUCCUCCCAAUCUUCACUCCAAUCCCCUUCCGAUCUGGUGGGGUUUUCCGGCCACAGAAUGACUACUCGCCGCCGCGGCUCAGCCGCCAAGGGUGGGCUUCUGCCACAGCUCCUGCUGGUGGCAUUGGCCACCUUGGCAACUUCUAGUUUGGUCUCCGCUGAUCCUUAUGUGUACUCGUCUCCACCUCCGCCUUAUGUUUACAAAUCUCCUCCACCACCGUCUCCGUCUCCACCACCUCCCUAUGUGUAUAAAUCUCCACCACCACCGUCACCAUCUCCACCUCCUCCUUAUGUUUACACAUCCCCACCACCACCAUCACCAUCUCCGCCACCACCAUAUGUAUACAAGUCUCCGCCACCACCAUCGCCAUCUCCACCACCACCUUACGUGUACAAAUCACCCCCACCACCUUCUCCUUCCCCGCCACCACCUUACGUUUACAAAUCACCCCCACCACCUUCCCCUUCCCCGCCACCGCCAUAUGUCUAUAAGUCUCCACCACCACCAUCUCCAUCCCCACCACCACCAUACGUCUACAAGUCACCACCACCACCUUCCCCAUCUCCACCACCUCCAUAUGUCUACAAGUCGCCACCUCCACCAUCCCCAUCCCCACCACCUCCAUACAUCUACAAAUCACCUCCACCACCCCCAUACGUCUACAAAUCUCCUCCACCACCAUCUCCGUCUCCACCACCUCCAUACGUCUAUAAGUCUCCCCCACCACCAUCCCCAUCUCCACCACCUCCAUACGUCUACAAGUCGCCGCCACCACCUUCUCCAUCUCCUCCUCCACCAUACUACUACAAGUCGCCACCACCUCCUUCCCCAUCUCCACCACCACCAUACUACUAUAAAUCGCCACCACCUCCUUCCCCAUCCCCACCACCACCAUACUACUACAAAUCCCCACCACCUCCUUCCCCCUCACCACCACCCCCCUACCAUUACGUCUCGCCACCACCACCGGCAAAAUCUCCUCCUCCACCGUACCACUACACCUCUCCCCCACCGCCGGCACCGGUUCCUCACUACCCACCGCACCACCACCACGAGUUGGUAGUUAAGGUGACCGGAAAAGUUUACUGCUACAAAUGCUACGAUUGGACUCACCCAGAAAAAUCCCAUAACAAGAAACAUCUCCAAGGUGCCGUGGUGAAAGUGACAUGCAAAGCAGGAGAUAAAGAAGUAGUUGCAUAUGGCAAAACAAAGAGAAAUGGAAAAUAUAGUAUUCCAGUUGUAGGAUUUGAAUAUGCCAAAUAUGGAGCAAAGGCUUGCAUAGCUAAGCUUCAUGCAGCACCUAAGCAUUCAAAGUGUAGCAUUGCUACUAAUACUCAUUGGGGAGUAAAGGGUGCUGAGCUUCGAGUGAAGUCCAAGAAUCACUAUGAAGUUGUGUUGUAUGUUGAGCCUUUUGCUUAUGCAUCCAAGACUCCUUAUGGGGAAUGUUCCAAGCCUAAGCCGACUCCGGCUCCGUACUAUUACAAGUCCCCACCUCCUCCGACUCCCACUUAUGUCUACAAAUCCCCACCUCCACCUCCUUAUGUAUACAAGUCCCCACCUCCUCCGGCUCCGACUUAUGUUUACAAGUCCCCUCCUCCACCACCGUAUGUCUACAAAUCACCACCACCACCAUCGCCAUCUCCUCCACCCCCAUACGUCUACAAAUCACCACCUCCUCCGUCCCCAUCUCCUCCACCUCCCUACGUCUACACAUCACCUCCUCCUCCAUCACCAUCUCCUCCACCUCCAUACGUCUACAAAUCACCACCACCACCAUCGUCCCCAUCUCCCCCACCUCCCUACAUUUACAAAUCACCACCACCACCUUCCCCGUCUCCCCCACCUCCAUACAUCUACAAAUCACCACCCCCACCAUCGCCGUCUCCUCCACCCCCAUACAUUUACAAAUCACCACCACCACCGUCCCCAUCUCCCCCACCUCCCUACGUCUACAAAUCACCACCACCACCAUCGCCAUCUCCUCCACCUCCAUACGUCUACAAGUCACCACCACCACCGUCCCCAUCUCCUCCACCUCCAUACGUAUACAAAUCACCACCACCACCCUCACCGUCUCCCCCACCUCCCUACGUCUACAAAUCACCUCCACCACCAUCCCCAUCUCCCCCACCUCCAUACGUCUACAAGUCACCUCCACCACCAUCGCCGUCUCCUCCACCUCCAUACGUCUACAAGUCACCACCUCCUCCUUCCCCAUCACCCCCACCUCCAUAUGUCUACAAUUCACCACCUCCUCCUUCCCCAUCACCCCCACCUCCAUAUGUCUACAAUUCACCACCUCCUCCUUCCCCAUCACCCCCACCUCCAUACGUCUACAAUUCACCACCACCACCAUCGCCAUCUCCUCCACCUCCAUACGUAUACAAAUCUCCACCACCACCAUCGCCAUCUCCCCCACCUCCAUACAUAUACAAAUCUCCCCCACCACCAUCGCCAUCUCCCCCACCCCCAUACGUCUACAAAUCACCACCUCCCCCAUCCCCAUCUCCCCCACCCCCAUACGUCUACACGUCCCCACCACCACCUGUGAAGUCACCUCCACCACCGGCAUACAUUUACGCCUCACCGCCUCCACCAACACAUUACUAAGCUCCACAUCAUCACUAACGCCCCUCGAGCACCCUUCAUCGAAUCCACAACACCAAAUAAAAGAAGAUAUCUCGAGGAGUAUGGUGAUCUAUGAUUCAUUUUUUUUCAAUAAGGAUCGACAUGAAGUGGAAGGCUUCUCACUGUUCAUGUUGAACCAAUUUGCAUCUUCUUAUUUUCCUAUUUUAUUACACAUGAUUCUCAUUAUAUCUCCAAGUCGAAGAUGGGACAAGAUUUACUUAGUGAAGUUGAAGAUUCAUUGACAGCUGCAAUAUCCAUUUCUUCAGAUUGUUCCUUCACAUUUUUUUCUCUGUAUUUAGUUGUUUUUAACCAUCAAUCAAAUUCAUAUUUAUUUCUUUGCUUA
This is a messenger RNA of Salvia splendens (bonfire salvia), 3016 nucleotides long. RefSeq names its product extensin-2-like. The record is from RefSeq and is a predicted model, not a curated record. Gene Ontology annotation, molecular function: structural constituent of cell wall. The coding region runs from base 103 to 2655 and encodes 850 amino acids. The transcript has 3 exons. Lineage: Eukaryota; Viridiplantae; Streptophyta; Magnoliopsida; Lamiales; Lamiaceae. Gene Ontology annotation, biological process: plant-type cell wall organization.